AUGACUUUACUGAGAAGCGAUGCAAUGACCAAAACGAAACGAAAAUGAAACGCGCGUUUUGAUUUUCUCCUUCGUCCUUAUAAAACCCAGCACGUGUCAUAGCAGUUGAGGGAAAAGCAUCAGUGAAGAAGAAGAAGAAACAACAAUGGAGAAGUAUCAGAUCUGGAUCGCGUUCGGUGCACUCGCGGUGGCUCUGCUCUCCGUAACCGCCUCCGCCGACGACGUCGUCGUGCUCUCUGAAGAUAACUUCGAGAAGGAAGUUGGUCAGGACAAAGGCGCUCUCGUCGAGUUCUACGCUCCUUGGUGUGGACACUGCAAGAAGCUUGCUCCGGAAUAUGAAAAGCUCGGUGGCAGCUUCAAGAAAGCCAAAUCUGUUUUGAUUGCCAAGGUGGACUGUGAUGAGCAUAAGAGUGUGUGCAGCAAAUAUGGAGUUUCUGGGUACCCAACUCUUCAGUGGUUUCCAAAAGGAUCUCUGGAACCCAAAAAGUAUGAAGGGCCACGCACUGCAGAAGCACUUGCUGAGUUUGUAAAUACAGAAGGAGGAACCAAUGUAAAGAUUGCUACGGCUCCAUCCAGUGUAGUGGUGCUAACAGCGGAAAAUUUUAAUGAGGUUGUCUUGGAUGAAACCAAAGAUGUCUUGGUUGAGUUUUAUGCACCAUGGUGUGGACAUUGCAAAAGCCUUGCUCCUACUUACGAGAAAGUUGCCGCAGCAUUUAAAUUGGAUGGAGAUGUAGUGAUUGCUAAUCUGGAUGCUGAUAAAUACAGAGAUCUGGCAGAAAAGUAUGAGGUGAGUGGAUUUCCUACCUUGAAGUUCUUCCCAAAGGGUAAUAAAGCUGGUGAAGAGUAUGGAGGUGGAAGAGACUUAGAUGACUUCGUGGCUUUUAUCAAUGAGAAAUCUGGAACAAGUAGAGAUGGAAAUGGACAGCUUACUUCCAAGGCUGGUCUAGUAGAAAGCUUGGAUGUCUUGGUAAAGGAGUUCGUAGCUGCCAGUGGCGAAGAGAAGAAGGCUGUGUUUUCACGAAUCGAAGAGGAGGUUGGGAAGCUCCAAGGUUCUGCUGCAAGGCACGGGAAGAUUUACUUGAAAGCUGCCAAGAAUCAUUUGGAGAAAGGUUCAGAUUAUGCUAUGAACGAAAUCCAACGCCUAGAGCGCAUUCUUGCCAAGUCUAUCAGCCCUGCGAAGGCAGAUGAAUUCACCCUUAAGAAGAACAUCUUGUCGGCGUAUGCCUAAAGACUGAAAGCUAAUGGUGCAAUUGACCACCUUUUCUCCUGGAAGCUAAUGUUGUGUUCUACAGCAGCUCGCAUGAUGAUUGCUUUACUGAGAUUGAAAUUGCUGGGAGAUUUUCAACGUCUAGACUUUGUAGUGCUUACUUUGAUUAUGUUUAAAUAACCCUGUGAUAUAUAGCAAUUUUGGGGUAAAGAGGAUUAUCAUUCUUCUUCCCCAUUGUAGUUUACCUGAGAACGAUUUUUGGAAGGCCCGGAACUUUUUUACCACAUGUUUUCUUUUGUCAUAUGAUGAUUACAGGACCAUUAUCUUUUCAA
Lotus japonicus is the source of this 1539-nucleotide messenger RNA. RefSeq names its product probable protein disulfide-isomerase A6. Gene Ontology annotation, molecular function: protein disulfide isomerase activity. Gene Ontology annotation, biological process: protein folding. The transcript has 11 exons. Lineage: Eukaryota; Viridiplantae; Streptophyta; Magnoliopsida; Fabales; Fabaceae. The record is from RefSeq and is a predicted model, not a curated record. The coding region runs from base 146 to 1228 and encodes 360 amino acids. Gene Ontology annotation, cellular component: endoplasmic reticulum.